AUGCCUCCGCCGCGAGGUGACGUGACCGUCUUAUUCCUGGGACCUCCGGGCUCCGGAAAAUCUGCGCUGAUCGCAGCGCUGUGCGAUAAAGAUGUGGAGACGGUCGAGAUCCCCGACGGCCGGCCGGAUUCCGGGCUCCCCAGCCUGCGAGCUGCAGGCCCAGGCCUUUUCCUGGGCGAGCUGAGCUGCCCCCCCGCUGAGCCGGGACCCUGGGCGGCGGAGGCCAACGUGCUGGUACUGGUGCUGCCAAGCCCCGAGGGCAAUGAGGAGCCCUUGGCCCCGGCGCUGGGGGAGGCAGCACGGGCCGCCGUGGCCCGAGGGACUCCGCUGCUGGCUGUGCGGAACCUCCGACCCGAGGAGUCGCAGAAUGAAGCCCAGGCCCGGGAUCAGACCGCGGCCCUGCUGGACAGCGCCGGGUUGGGCGCCGCUGCUCUCUUCGUGCCACGGACCGACUGCCUCAGCACCGACGGCUGCGAGGAGCUGGAGCGCCUGCGAGCGGCGCUGCGGAGCCAGGCCGAGGCGCUGCAGAGGCUCCUUCCACCAGCUCAGGAUGGCUUCGAGGUGUUGGGCGCAGCGGAGUUGGAGGCUGUGCGGGAGGCCUUUGAGACAGGGGGCCUGGAGGCGGCCCUGUCGUGGGUUCGGGCAGGCCUGGAGCGACUGGGCAGCGCGCGCCUGGACCUGGCCGUGGCCGGUAGGGCUGACGUGGGCCUUGUGUUGGACGUGCUCCUCGGGUUAGAUCCUGAAGAUCUGGGUGCAGUGCCUGCUGCGGAGCCUGCGGGGCCCACGCCCUACCCGGCCCCAGAGCGCCCCAACGUGGUGCUCUGGAGCGUGCCUCUGGGCUCCGCGGACACCACCGUCGCCCCGUAUCCAACCACCCACUACGACGCUCUCAUCCUCGUCACCCCUGGGGCUCCCACUGAGAAGGACUGGGCCCAGGUCCGGCCUUUGGUGCUACCGGAUACACCGCUGGUCUGCGUGCGAACAGACGGCGAGGGCGAGGACCCGGAGUCUCUGGACGAAGAGGAAAAGGCAGAGAAGUCUGGCGGCGAGAGCUUAGAGAACGCAGGCGGAGAGGGGUUUGAGAAUGCCCGCAGUGAUGGAAACGAGAAAUGCGGCCCCGGAUUGCAAAAGGGAGGGAGUGGGGAAGGUUCAGAGGAAGCAGGCACGGAGAGUUUGCAGCCGGUGGGCGUCGGCGCGAAGAAAUCCGGCGGCGGGGACUCGGAGCGCGCGGCCGCCCUGAGCCCCGAGGACGAGACGUGGGAGGUGCUGGAGGAGGCGCCACCGCCUGUGUUCCCGCUGCGGCCGGGCGGGCUCCCGGGGUUGUGCGAGUGGCUGCAGCGCGCGCUCCCCGCGGCCCAGGCGGGGGCGCUGCUGCUGGCGCUGCCGCCUGCGUCUCCCCGCGCGGCCCGGACCAAGGCUGCGGCGCUGCGGGCCGGGGCAUGGCGGCCGGCCCUGCUGGCUAGCCUGGCUGCGGCGGCAGCCCCAGUCCCAGGGCUGGGCUGGGCGUGUGACGUGGCGCUCCUGCGAGGUCAGCUAGCGGAGUGGCGGCGGGCGCUGGGGCUCGAACCCGCGGCGCUGGCCCGACGCGAGCGCGCGCUGGGCCUGGCGCCCGGGGAGCUGGCCCAGCGGACAAGCUUCCCAGGCCCGGUGACGCGAGCAGAAGUGGAGACGAGGCUGGGCUCGUGGGCGGGCGAGGGCACCGCCGGGGGUGCGGCGCUGGGCGCGCUCUCCUUCCUGUGGCCGGCGGGCGGCGCGGCGGCCACCGGGGGCUUGGGCUACCGCGCGGCGCACGGCGUCCUGCUGCAGGCGCUGGACGAGAUGUGCACGGACGCGGAGGCAGUGCUGGCGCCACAGGUGCCUGCGCAGUGA
This is a messenger RNA of Rangifer tarandus platyrhynchus (Svalbard reindeer), 1869 nucleotides long. The record is from the annotation of a GenBank genome assembly. Lineage: Eukaryota; Metazoa; Chordata; Mammalia; Artiodactyla; Cervidae.